UAGCAACGACGCACGAAACUGGGUUACACACUCGCUUCUUGUGGUGUGAAUUUAUAAUCAUCGACUUAGAGGGCGAGAAUGUGAGCACAUGGAGAAAAAGGUAUACCCGUGCAAUAGAAACUGCAUAUUAAAUAGCUCAAAUAUUGAUACAGGUGGCAAAAGCAGCAUCAUGGUGAAGUAGGGCAAACCAUUUAAAUGGUUCUAUAGUUGCAUGUUAAAAGCUGAAAUCAAGUAGAAGGUGAGGGGCUAAAUAUGGACUCCGAGUCGAAGACGAAUCUUGUCUCCGGUGAGGACGAUGACGAGCAGGAUUACAUGAACCCAGCGCUCAAGAAGCGCCGCGGGGCAACCAUCACGGACGUGUUGCCAUCUGAACCACCUCCACCACCUCCACCGGCCCCUGUGGAGAGCUACAGCGGUAGCUCGGAGGGCAGUGGGGAAGAGUCCGAGGAUCAAGGCAGCGGGCAGGAGGAUGGUGCACCGGAGAGGGCUGACGAGCGUCCCGAGGCGAGCAAGGAGGAUGGACACACAGAGGUAAAGACCGAGGAAGCAAAACCUAGCGAAGCGAAAGCAGCCACGGAGGGGGAUGAGCCGGAAGGGCAAAGGGGGAGACGGGAGUCGUCAGUUGUAGAUGUCCAGACGAUGCCGCCUUUGAACACGCCGCCACUGCUGCAUCACAGCUCGACACAGAGACGAGCGCUUCAGUCUGCGCGGACCCCACUUGAGAGAUUCCGCGCCAUUGCCAACACCAUCAAACACAACUUGAAAUGGGCUAAGAUGCUGUCUACGACCAAGCAAGAAGGGGAACAGAAAUCCUACACAGUGGAACAUGAAGAUGGUCACGACACGAGCCUGACAUUCAACGUGAAUGCCUUCAAGGCAAACGUCCAGUCGGUCAGCACACUCCCGGCCGCAGUCAAGCUGACCAUGCGCAAGAACCCAUGGGAGAGAUCACCCAAGGACCUGGCUUACAUCUUCAGUUUCGUGGACAAGCUGAAAUGCUUCGAGCGGUACUCUACCACGGCCAAGCAGGAGCUGUCCUGCGUACUGCAUUUCGAGUCGUUCGAGGACGGCAGAGUCAUUGUCAAGCAGGGCCAUCCCGGUCUGUCGUUUUAUUUUAUCUUGUCCGGGGCGGUGACCGUGGAGGUCACGGAGGAGGACAAACGGACGGGUGAGCGUAACACGCACAUGAUGGGGGAGCACACGGCAGGCUCGUCAUUCGGGGAGUUGUCGCUGCUUCACGGAUCCAAAAGGACGGCCACAAUAAGCUGCAAAGGCGAUGCCGAGUUCCUGAUACUGGACAAGCCGGAUUUCGACCAGGUCCUGCGGCGGAGCUACCAGCAGGAAUGGGACACCCGCAUGAGCGCACUGCGGUCGCUGGCGGCGUUAGGUCACUGGUCUGAGGAAGAGCUCAGCGCCACCAACGACAGGGCAAAACUAGUGGAAUUUCCACCAAACACGCCAAUCAUCAGCGAUCUCGCGCAAGCGCAUGAUGACAUCUACUUCGUCAAGUCCGGGACCUGUAAGAUCGUCCGUGAGGUGACGCUCCUACAGAGCAAGCUGCCCUUCGGUGACACCAAGCUCUCCCUGCCGCCGCUCGACGCCGACCACAACGUGCCGGACAGCUUCAAGCCCGAGAAGCACCAGAGACUGAUCCGGAAACUGCUGCACAUCGCCAACAUCGGCAGGGGUAAAUUCUUCGGAGUCGGCGAGGACCUUCGCCGCACUCACAUCAUCUCUUCCGGCAAAGUAGAGUGCAUCCUGGUAUCCCGCGUCUCCUUCAUGCGUCACGACCGAGGCAAGUCCCUAGAGAGCAUGCAGCAGAUGGUGGAGCAGCUCUAUCCGUCCUACGAGGAGACCUUCACCAACUAUCUACAGGACAAGCGCUGGCGGGCCUACAAGCACGGACUGGUCAAGGAGUUGAUGCUGAGACGCAAUAUUCCCAACAACACUACCAUUGAAGACGUACCACUCAUCUUGCGCCAGGACAAUAAACUCUAGCACACUGCUGAGAAUUUGUAUGAUCUUGCCUUGAAUUAUAUCAAUUCAUUUGUAUUUUAUUUUUAAAUCGUGCUCCUCGAAUCAUUCUAUUUAUUGACUUUUAAAUGGGAAGAUGCCAAACA
Messenger RNA from Patiria miniata (bat star), 2120 nucleotides. RefSeq names its product cyclic nucleotide-binding domain-containing protein 2-like. The record is from RefSeq and is a predicted model, not a curated record. Gene Ontology annotation, biological process: spermatogenesis. Gene Ontology annotation, molecular function: cAMP binding. Lineage: Eukaryota; Metazoa; Echinodermata; Asteroidea; Valvatida; Asterinidae. The transcript is spliced from 8 exons. Bases 253 to 1998 code for a protein of 581 amino acids.